UUGGGAGAAAUGAAUCUGUAGAUUCGUGGAAUGGAACGAGAACGGAAUGUGGAAUAUUAGCCAUCAUCGCCAUCGCCAAAACUGUUUUAAAAAGUAAAAAAUAUAAAAAAAAAAAUAAAAAUGGGAAUUAUAGCGAGCAAUACCUUGACAAUUUUCACUGCUGGUACCUUCGUGGGAAUGGGAGCAACUUAUGCCUUUUUUAUUCUAAGAUGUAAGAACAAGCCUAAGCAAGAAGUUUGGAAAAAUGGAAUGGAGGAACGUUAUGAGUUUGGAGAUGCAAAAGAUGAAUAUCGGCUCAUAUUGGGCGUUAGAAAUGACUUGAAAAUGCAAAAAGGAAAAGUAGCAGCCCAGUGUGGACACGCAGCUGUAGCAGCAUAUGCAAAAACUCAAAAGGAGCGACCUAAAAUAUUACCACUCUGGCUAAGAUACGGUGGCACAAAAAUUGCUGUUCGUGUUGACAGUGAAGAAGAGUUACUUGCAUUACAUAAAAGAGCAAAGGAACUUAAUGUGUUAACAAGUAUUGUAAGAGAUGCUGGACAAACUCAAGUUGCCCCUGGAACUAGAACUGUAAUUGCCAUAGGCCCAGCACCGAAAAGUGAUUUGGACAAAAUAUCUGGACAUUUAAAACUGUAUUAAUGAGUGUAUUAAUUUUUUAGAUGAGUUAAAUUAAACAUCUGAUAUUUGAAUACCUAUACAAAUCUGUGAUAGAUAUAAUAUGUAAUAAUAAUAUUACAUUUUAAUAAUAAAACAAAAAUAUUUAAUUUA
Diabrotica virgifera virgifera (western corn rootworm) is the source of this 765-nucleotide messenger RNA. Its product is annotated as peptidyl-tRNA hydrolase 2, mitochondrial-like. The record is from RefSeq and is a predicted model, not a curated record. The transcript is spliced from 3 exons. NCBI's taxonomy places the organism in Eukaryota, Metazoa, Arthropoda, Insecta, Coleoptera, Chrysomelidae. Gene Ontology annotation, cellular component: mitochondrion; cytosol. Bases 121 to 636 code for a protein of 171 amino acids. Gene Ontology annotation, molecular function: peptidyl-tRNA hydrolase activity.